AUGGCUGCGAACGCCUUCAUGUCCUGGACGCUGUUGAGAGGUAGCGGGGUGGCAGAACAAGAUACGUUCGGUGGAUUCGCGCGGGAUUUUGCGAAUCCACCGCCAGACGGCGCUCUCGCCGUUGCUCCCUCCUAUCUUUCCCUGGCUCCCUCCUCUCCUCUCCGCUCCGUUCCCUCUCCUCUCCCCACCGCCGCCAACCCCUCUUCUCCUAUCCAGCCUCCCUCUCCUCUCUCCGCCGCCGCCGCCGCCGCCUCCCCCCUCUUUUUUCUUCCGCCUCCCACCUCUCCUUCUUACCCCCUCCCGGCCUCGUCUUUGAGGAAGCAUCCUCGGCCGGAAGAUGAGGACGACAGGAAUGAUGAGGCAGAGGACGACGAUGAGGACGAGGGGCCACAGCCGGUCAAUAUUUUGGAAGAGAGCUAG
Molecule: messenger RNA, 420 nt
Organism: Neurospora tetrasperma FGSC 2508
Lineage: Eukaryota; Fungi; Ascomycota; Sordariomycetes; Sordariales; Sordariaceae
Exons: 2
Coding region: 1-420 (139 amino acids)
Source: RefSeq, a predicted model, not a curated record